AAAAGAAAACGGUGGCCCUUUUCUGAACACUAACGCGCUUUUUAUUUGUGACUAAAUGACGACACCUUGUGGCUAACACGAGUACUGCUGCGUCCCAACUCUUUCAGGCCAAAGAUGAAUAUAUUUAAGAAUGCAUUCUUAAAUAUUAUUUACUGAUGGGGUAAGUCGUUUGUCUCUCCAUGCCUGUACUCUACUGCCACCUGCUGAUCAAGUUGGAGUCGCAAUGAAUGAAGCAUUCUUACAUUCUCUUCAUUGGUCUCUUUUUCAAGUGCAAUCCUAUGCAAAUUUGCUACUAGCACCAUCCUGUCGUUCAAAUCGAUAGACGCUGAAAGCAACGUACAUAAGCAGAUUGCGGCAAGAAGGACAUGGCAAAUAUGAUGUGUGUGCGUGACUGCUCUUGGCAGCACAACAGAAUGUUCUGAUGUUGGAGCACGACGGCGACCGUGGGCUCACACGUGCAAUUGACUCCGACAUGUGCUGACCAUUACGGUCUGUUUUUCAUUCUGGUUUACGUGCCCUGUAAACAUGGGCUUCAGCUUCGCUUUUACAACUAACUAAUAUUUUGUUUUGAGGUAUGUGCACACAAACUUUAUAAGAGGGAUUCAAAACAACAAAGUGAUCCUCAUUAAAUAUGUAAAAGGAAUGCAUCAUAAUGUGUAUUAAAGUUGAUCUCUUUGUAUGUUGCAUAUAAUCACAUUGUUCUCCAAAUGACACGUGGAAAGUCAAAGAAAUGAAGACAACAAAACAUAUCAACCACAUAGUACGUAAAUACUAAAAAAAUGAACAAUAUCAUUCAUUAGCUUCACUUGUAUUACGAAGAAUUUGGAAAUGUGGUCAAAGAAGUUGCAUCAUCGAGUUUCACAUUCCCACAGGGUCAUUUUGCUUUCAACUAACCAACUAAAUAUGUCAAUUGAAAACAGACUCAUUCGAGACUAAGUUCCAGCUUUCCUUGGAGCAUUCUUUUGCUCAAAUUAGAUUGUCCCCAGGCAGCCAAGGCGUACACAAAAAAUCUCUUUUUACAAUCUAUUUAAUGACAUUGUUAUUGUUUUCAUGAAGUGUAUUAUUUUUGUCAAGCUGUUUGCAUUGUUAAGAACAAAUCUCAAACGGCAUGCGGUCGGUCGGUCGGCCGGUCGGCCGCACACAUCGCUUUUGAUAUUCUCCGCUCGACCGCUCAUCAAAAUCAAACUCAGGGGUCAGAGCAAUAGUCAGGUUUCCGAACAGCGCGUUCUCCUCCGGAAGACGCUAAUGGCGUUCCUUUACGUAAGGCGAACAAGCUUUGGGCCUGGAAUGCGCGACGUGGUCAAGGGGUGCGUUGUUCUUUGCACGGCUUUAAAGGACGGACGGGGCCGAUACACUCGCAAUAUCAAACGUGAACGCGAGCUCUCGGUAAUUGUGGAGCAGAACGGAUCGGGCAGAAGCUUUUCAUUUCACCCUUUGCUUCGAAGGAGCACCGAGCAAAGACAGAAAAGCAAAAUAACAAUGCCGCAAGAUUCUGGCCUAGUUCUUUUUCCAAAGCACUCGAGUCGUGCAUGAACUGGAGCUCGUCCCGGUCCACUUUGAGCAGCCGAGUCAUACAAUUGGAAAGAUGUUACAUGGUUAAUAUUAAACAUGACUAACAACAAUGUGGCCGGCCGGCUGCAGGUCAACUGUCAAGUCACCACGCUGAUAGAAAAAAGAAAAGCUUUGUGGGCUAAGGUGGCGAAACGUGCGCGCGCACACACACAUACACACACGCACACACACGCACAGAGCGAGAGAGAGAGAGAAAAUGAUGCAUUGUUCCCCCGCCCACGUGGAGUGGGAGAUCCCUCGCUCGCACAAAAAAAACACCCACCCACCCCGAGGCCUCCAGGAGCUCUAUAAAAGGAGCAGAGCGGGGAGAGCCUCUCGAGCUGAUGGCAGCUGCGAGGAAGAGGAGACGAGUCGCCGGGCAAAAGGAAGAAAAACUCAUAGGAGCUUAAACAACAAAUAUAAAAAAAGAAAAAAAAAAAAAACCCCGAAAGACCAGAAUCGGUAGCCCAGCAACAUGGAGUGUCCGUGUUGGUUGCUGGUGGCGCUGGUGGCCUUCUUGUCCAUUCCGGCCUUGGGCUCAGAGUGCUCCAGCUGCAAAAAGAUCAACAGGGGGAGGCUGCUGGUGUGCCUGGAACUCUGCAAGUCAGCCAGCCAGAUGGGGCGUCCGGCGCUCAGCAUCAGCGAGGAAAAGGAACUCUCCUCCACGUUGGAGGCCAGGCCGGCAGAAGGGCGGCGCUCGUACCCCAUGGAGCACUUCCGCUGGAGUCAGCCCUCCAGGAACGGGACCCGGAAAGGCCGAGCGGGCUCUCAUCACGCCGAGAGGAGCUAUUCCAUGGAGCACUUCCGCUGGGGGAAACCCCCCGGCGGGAACAUGACGCCCAGACCCAAGCCGGGACACAAAAGCGCCAAGCGAAGGCACUCGCCAUGGGGCAAACUCCCCAACCGCAAAGCGCUCAAAGGCUCUGCCUUCCCGAGCGAGCCGCCUCGGCGUCCCGGCGCCAAGGACGCCAAGGACGCCGAUCGGACGCCGGCGAGGCCUCAGGAGAGGAAGCGGGGGAGUCCCCGAGAUGGCCACGUGAAGAAUGCUCAGCGAUCGCUGACCGGCAUCUUCGGGGACAUUCUUCUCAAGGAUGUGCAGAGGGUCGUCGGCUAGCUGAUUUUUGCAUGUUGCUAUCAAUCCCUUUUGCUCUUUGUCUUUCUCGUUCCUUGUUGUAAAAGUCUUGACUGAGCGAACUCAAGCCCGGAUGUGGGCCUACGCCUCAGUUUAUGCGGCCGCCCAAACCAUCGACUAAUGUACUGGCUGUGGGACAAGUUGAAGUAGAAGUGGACUAGGCUAGUAAGCCUUGGCCUUGUUUGUAAACAAAAUAAAAAAUGCCAGUGAGUUCCUGACAAUUUAAUACAUUUCUUUAAGCAUGGCAGUGCCAAAUCUGACUGGAAAAAGACAAGGGAAGGGCUUCUUCUGUGGACUGGUAACUUUUAUUGUCUAGCACAUCACAGGAGCAUGCAAGGACAGGACAGGACAGGACAGGACAGGACAGGACAGGACAGGACAGGUCAGGUCAGGUCAGGUCAGGUCAGGUCAGGUCAGGUCAGGUCAGGUCAGGUCAGGUCAGGUCAGGUCAGGACGGACGCAGCGAGCGCUAAGGCAUUUUUCCGUCCCCAAAAAGUCAAGCUGCCUUCGUCACAAGGUCCUCCAGUUUUUAAAGUGCAAAGUUCACAGAAGGGGUCUCGGACCUGCACAAGCACUACGUGGUCGACAGAGCUAUCCGGAACGAGACGACAAAAUGACUGACACAAGUCACGCUUGGUGGACACAAACGGGAACGACCGGAGAGUCACGACACGAUCCGCAAACGAGAUUCGAGGGAAGUCGGCACGGGGACAGACGUGCCGUGCCGUUGGUGGGAGACUAAGCUGAUGCCAACGAGAGGCAGAGAAGAGACGGAGCGUCAAAUUUGAGUUCCUAUAAAAUAGAUACGCGUGUACACGCACGCACACACUCGGAGUAGAUGUUGACUGUACACGAGCUGAAAGAUUUGAAUGCUUUCUGCCGGGGGGACCCUGUACUCACAAUGAGCUGUUGAGUGACUUCUUAUCCUACUGUUAAAAAGGAAUGUGAAAAAUAAUAAAGGAGGAUCAAAUCAUGGCCGCCCUCCCCCAGCACGAUGAGAGAAUUGGCAAUAUGUCAGCACUACAACAAAAAAGCCCCAUAUUAAAUCAGUCCAGAAAAUGGAAAAGAUUGUCCACAACAUUCCUACAUGGCGAGCGUGACAAAAUGUGGCUUGUUAUCAAAGUUUUUGGCUUGCAGCAGCGGCACGUUAUUUCCUUUUUGCC
Syngnathus typhle (broad-nosed pipefish) is the source of this 3846-nucleotide messenger RNA. RefSeq names its product pro-opiomelanocortin-like. The transcript is spliced from 3 exons. Bases 2027 to 2665 code for a protein of 212 amino acids. Lineage: Eukaryota; Metazoa; Chordata; Actinopteri; Syngnathiformes; Syngnathidae. The record is from RefSeq and is a predicted model, not a curated record.